This is a messenger RNA of Coccinella septempunctata (seven-spotted ladybird), 3035 nucleotides long. RefSeq names its product condensin complex subunit 3-like. NCBI's taxonomy places the organism in Eukaryota, Metazoa, Arthropoda, Insecta, Coleoptera, Coccinellidae. Gene Ontology annotation, biological process: mitotic chromosome condensation. The transcript has 14 exons. Gene Ontology annotation, cellular component: condensin complex; condensed chromosome; cytoplasm. The record is from RefSeq and is a predicted model, not a curated record. The coding region runs from base 78 to 2852 and encodes 924 amino acids.
AAAUAACUGUCAUUACCGGAAAGUAUGGUUUAAAUUUUAUUGAAGUGGAAUAUAUAUUAAUUAAAAAAUAUUUUAAAAUGGGAAAUGUGAAAAAUUUAAAUGAAGAUUUCUGUACGAUCUUCAAUAUGGCCCAGUUAUCUACUGGUAGCCACCAAAAAUCUGCUUCAAAACUAAAAACUCUAUACAACUUGGUGGAAACUGAUAUUUUUUUUCAAACAUUCAAGAAAUUUGCCAAUGCCAUACUUGUUAUAGACUCAAAACUAAAAUGCCCCUAUGUUGAGAGAAUAAUGGAUUUUAUAGGACUUACUUGUUACACUUUGAAACAAACUUUUGAAACUUCUAUUGAGAAUGAUGAUGAUGAGAAUGAUAACAUAACUGAACAUCCUUUCCUUGAAAAAUUUUUCUCAUAUUUAUUGGAGAUACAAAAUGUUGAUAACUUUAGUAUAAGGAACAGAACCUGUCAAUUAAUCAAUAGGAUAUUAGAUCAUUUAGUUGAGACUGAUCUGAGCACACAAUUUUGUGAUAAUAUAGAAGAAGCUAUGCUUGAAAGGUUAAAUGAUCCCAAAUUAGAAGUUCGUUUAGAAGGGAUUCAAGCACUUCAUAGAUUCCAAGAAAUUGAAAACCCAUUAGAUAGAAUAAUUGAUAUGUUCAAAAUAUUAAUAGAACAUGACAGAUUUGCAAAGGUCAGACGCCUCUGUGUGUCAAAAGUAGCACUAAGGAAAGAUGUGAUUCCAAUUCUUUUAUCUAAAUUGAGGGAUGUUGAUAUUGCAGUGAGACUUGCAGCAUUCAACAGAUUAACUAAAAUUCCUCGAUCACUGAAGAUUGAACAGAGAAGACUAGUCUUAUUAUCUGCAAGUUUAGAUACAUCAGGCAAAGUCACAUCAUAUGUUGAAUCCACUAUGUUGCCUGCCUGGCUGCAGCAUUUUGAUGACAAUUUCCAUACAUUCAUGAAAGCCAUCCGCUUAGAUGCAAAUGAAAGUGAUGUAAAAACAACUAAUACUAUAUGUGAAUUCAUCUUGCGCACUUUAUUUAAAUCCAAACCACUUGAUAUAUUGAUCAGAAUGGUUGGUAUCAAUGAAAACAAAUUAAUUCCAUAUGAAAAUCUCAAUUGGGAAACGUCAAACUAUUGGAGAAUCCUAGUACAAUAUAUCAAAAAUACUCUUAAUUUGGAGGAUAAAAUUGAAGAUAUUUUGCCGGAGCUGGUUCAUUUCUGCAAAUAUAUUGAAGGAUUCUGCAACGACCUACCCGAGGUAAAAUCAACCACAGACUUCCUUGAGAACCAGUUUAUUCUGAAACAACUUUUCACCAUAACUAAACAAUAUGAUGUUUCUGACCCUAGUGGAAGAUAUGCCCUAUUACAUCUUGUACGUUAUGUUUUAUCUGAGGUUGUCCUGACUUUAGAUACAGCUGAAGUUAUCAUUAAAAACCUAGAGCCUAUUUUUGCAAAAGUGGAACUUAGGGCCAGGUAUAUCAAUGAAUUGAUCUCAGAAAUAAUAUAUCCUGAUACUGGGGAAGAGGGCAUCAAAAUGGAAAUGGAAUUUGAUGAUAGGCUAAAAACUCUCAAAAGCGAUUUGGCUACUACCUUGAGAAUGCAAGAAUCAGCAAUAGCAGAGAAGGAUUAUCUUCUAGCAGAAAGUUUAGAAAAAAGAUUAGGUGAUAUAAACAACCUGGUAGAAAAUCUUGUCAAAGAGAAAGACUCAACUCUCAACCAGGAAGCAGCAGUAAAGAAAACUGAUAUUGCCACUCUAAUCAAAUGUUUGGAUAUAGCAGCUGGUUUGUUACUGUCACCAGAAGUUACAAAAAUGACUUCAUCAUUAGAAACAUUGAAAAGGGAUACAAUAUUUGAACUCAUGAUACAUGAAAAUGAAACUGUACAGGCCAAAGCUAUGCACUGUUAUGGAUUAUUAUGUAUUAUUGACAAGAAGACUGCCAGGGAUGGAAUCCAUUUGUUUUAUGCUCCCAUUUCUGCUUACCAAACAGGGCAAGAAUGUGAUAUUCAGAUACUUCUGGUUUGUAUCAAAGCAACAGUAGACUUAUUAAGGGUCUUUGGCACCCAGCUCAUCGCGGCGCCCGAGGAAAGAACGGAUUUAUCUGAAAGUCAACGGGAAGAUCAUCAACGACAUUUCUUCGGGGGCACUUCAUUAACAAAUAUAAUUAAAGGUUUAGUGGAUUUAAUGGACGACGAGCAAAUUCAAGUACAAGAAACUGCAGGACGUGGUUUAUGCAGUCUUGUUUUAAGCAAUAUUGUACAAUCUUCGUCCUUACUCUCCAGGUUGGUUUUGAAAUGGUGCAAUCCGUAUGAUCAAUCUCAGAAACUCAAGCAAUUAAUUGGUGUGACGCUGCAACAAUUACCACGAAUAUCUGGUUUCCACCGACAAUGGGAAGGAACCAUCCUCAUAACCCUCAAAGCAAUUAUAUAUGCGCCAGAUGACAGUCCAUAUAGUGAUACCAAUGUUGAUGACAUAGCUAAAUUUUUAAUAGCCCUAUUUGAAGUGAAUUUAGAAGACGAAAGAGUAUUGUUCAAUUUUGCUAUGAGAGUAUGUCUUGAAAUCAGGAAAAAACCGAAAGCCAAACAAGUACCAACCCUAACAAAGGUUUUGAAUAUGUUGAAUCUGAAUAAUGAAAAUCCCAUAAUCGACGAUUUAUUGGCUACGUGUGAUGAACUUCGGGAGUUGAUUCAUAAUCAUUCGACCAUAACACAGAUAUCGAAAUUCAUGGGAAAAUUGAACCAAAUCAAAAAAUAUGAAACUCCUAGGGCCACCAGUCCAAUCAGUGCUGACGAAAGUGGAGAUGAUAGUGAAGAAGUUCAAGUGCAAUGUAAUGGAGUCCCGACUAUAUUUGAGGAAGAGUGAUGAGUGAAAUAGUUAAUGAAAUUCAUGGGAGGUGUUGAUUAGAUUAAGAUAGUAAUUAACGUGAGUGUCCAUUAUUUCAUAAUGUUAUUUGAAAUAUUUAUAAUGAAAGGUUGAUAAUUAUUUUAUAUUCUACAAGAAAUUAUUAAAUUUAUUGAAAUGAAACUUUAUAUUAAACUUCAAAAA